AUGGAGCCGAACGAUCCGUCGGGAAGAUUGACCGUCGAGGAUCUGUCAGAUUGCAGAAGUGAGAGCAGUCAUUCCGAGAGCCAGUUGCGAGCAUUCCAGGACUACGAACGUAUCAAGGAGUUGAAUCUGUCGGUGGAUAAAUCGAAAGAAGAUCCUCAGGUCGAACCGAAGGACUUCCAUUUAGGCCUGGAGCCUGGGAGAACCUCUAUCCGCUUCGACGAGUUCGAGAACGCAAGUAGAAACCUUCCGAUGGCGUUGAACAAGGGCAAGGAUUUCGGAUACGUCGCUGGUGGUCUGAACGAGAUGACUUACCCGUUGGACAGAUCGAGUGAAAACGACGAAUCGAUGGAUACGAGUAGCUUGUGCAGGAGCAAGAAUCCGACGGCUAAGGAUUUGCUGUUCAAUCUUCGUGAGAAUAGACACAAAAACGCUCACGCGGCGUUGUCGUUGGACAGGUACGGCAAGGAUUUGAAUUUCGCGGUGUCCGAGAAGGAUAUCAAGGAUUUCGGUCUGCUGAAGAAUUACAGUCUCGAUCGAAUGAAGGAGUUCAAUCUGUCGUUGGACAGGAUGAGAGACAGUCACAUCGGCAAUUUCGCUUUGGAAAGACUGCGCGGAGGUGCUGGAUUGCUGGAGAAUCCUCCGAUGUUGGAGCACAACGAGUUGAAGAGUAUGCAGAUGCAACCGAGGAACCAGGACUUGGAGGCGAUCGCGUUGGAGCGAAUGAGACGGUCUCAUUUGUUGGGCACCGAUCUCACGGCACAGAAUCUGUCCACACAACUACCUCAUCCGCAUUCCAUCACGCAGAUGCAACACUCGCAGCAACAGCAACAACAGCAGGCCAAGUCGUUCACCAUCGACGCGAUCCUUGGGCUGAGGAACAAUCCUAGGGAGAAGCGGAGUCAGCAACAGCAGUACAGGAAGCAUCAGGCUCAAGAGGGCGGCACGAAGAACAGCAGCUCGAGCUCGUGUUCCGGCGGCGGCGGCAAGCUGAAGAGGGUGCGUACGAUCUUCACGGCGGAGCAGCUGGAACGGCUGGAGGGAGAAUUCGCGCGUCAACAGUACAUGGUCGGUCCAGAACGAUUGUACCUGGCGCACGCACUCAGGUUGACCGAGGCCCAGGUGAAAGUGUGGUUCCAGAAUCGGCGGAUCAAGUGGCGGAAGCAUCAUCACGAGCAACAGAGCCAAAGGGUGCACGAGUUCCAGCGAUCGCUGAACUCCUCGCUGGAGCACGAGGACAGCAACGAGACGGACAAAUGGUGAAAAGAGUCCACGUUCCACGAUCAAGAAGCACCACUUCGUUUCCUCGUUCCCCCCUUGCU
Molecule: messenger RNA, 1319 nt
Organism: Habropoda laboriosa
Lineage: Eukaryota; Metazoa; Arthropoda; Insecta; Hymenoptera; Apidae
Exons: 2
Coding region: 1-1260 (419 amino acids)
Biological process (GO): neuron differentiation; central nervous system development; regulation of DNA-templated transcription
Molecular function (GO): DNA binding; DNA-binding transcription factor activity, RNA polymerase II-specific
Source: RefSeq, a predicted model, not a curated record